Molecule: messenger RNA, 1533 nt
Organism: Capsella rubella
Lineage: Eukaryota; Viridiplantae; Streptophyta; Magnoliopsida; Brassicales; Brassicaceae
Product: thiosulfate/3-mercaptopyruvate sulfurtransferase 1, mitochondrial
Exons: 12
Coding region: 170-1318 (382 amino acids)
Biological process (GO): transsulfuration
Cellular component (GO): mitochondrion
Molecular function (GO): thiosulfate-cyanide sulfurtransferase activity
Source: RefSeq, a predicted model, not a curated record
AGAGAACGCAAACGCGAUUUUCUGUAUCAUCAGUGGUGGGGAGUACACAGGAGCAGCAUCGUUAAGAACGAAGCUUCGAAAAAAAUUGCGAGCUUGGGGAAUCUGAACAGUAACAUAUUUGGCGGCUUUAGUUCAACAAUUUGUCAUCUACAUGAUAUUGUGAGGUGAAAUGGCUUCGACCCUUUACUCAAGAUCUUUAUUGGUUGCUCGUCACUGCCUGUUUAAUCCUUCUCUAUCUCCUAUUCUUCCGCAGAGGACGCGUCAUUUUGCAACCUUUCUAAACAAGAAAGCAUUCAGCUUACAGUUACACUCUGCCUAUUCAACUUAUAAAUCAUCUGCUCACGUUAGUCGAGUUAUGGCUUCUACUGGAGCUGGACCAAAAGCUAAUUAUGCGACAUCAUCCAUAUCUACCGAUGAACCUGUUGUGUCUGUAGAUUGGCUCCAUGCUAAUCUUAGAGGGGCUGAUAUAAAGGUUUUGGAUGCCUCAUGGUACAUGCCACAUGAGCAAAGAAAUCCAAUCCAAGAGUAUCAAGUUGCUCAUAUUCCAGGUGCUCUCUUCUUUGAUUUGGAUGGAAUAUCAGAUCGAAAAACAAAUUUACCACACAUGCUACCAUCUGAGGAAGCUUUCGCUGCUGGCUGUUCUGCUCUUGGAAUCGAGAACAAAGAUGGCGUGGUUGUAUAUGAUGGAAAGGGGCUCUUUAGUGCAGCUCGUGUAUGGUGGAUGUUUAGAGUCUUUGGACAUGACAAAGUAUGGGUACUUGAUGGAGGCUUGCCGAAAUGGCGUGCUUCAGGUUAUGACGUUGAAUCCAGUGCCUCAAGUGAUGCCAUUUUGAAAGCCAGUCUAGCAAGUGAAGCCGUAGAGAAAAUUUAUCGAGGACAAACAAUUACUCCAAUAACUUUUCAGACGAAGUUCCAGUCACAUCUUGUAUGGGGACUUGAUCAGGUGAAGAAAAACAUGGCUGAUAGGACUUAUCAGCACAUAGAUGCACGUGCAAAAGCUAGAUUUGAUGGAACUGCUCCAGAACCUCGCAAGGGAAUACCAAGCGGUCAUAUACCUGGUAGCAAGUGUGUCCCUUUUCCCGAAAUGUUUGAUUCCUCUCAAACACUGUUACCAGCGGAAGAGCUGAAGAAGCGGUUUGAACAAGAAGGCAUUUCACUGGACAGUCCAAUCAUGGCCUCAUGUGGAACCGGUGUAACAGCUUGUAUUUUGACAUUGGGACUUCAUCGUUUGGGAAAAGCUGAUGUCCCGAUCUAUGAUGGGUCUUGGACUGAAUGGGCAACCGAACCAGACUUGCCCAUGGUGGGUUCUUCUACAUGAGAAAGUCCAAGAAGAAGCUACAUGAUCAGUCACAAGCUUAGCUUUGAGAAUUGGUUUUAUGAUAAAACGUUUUUCUAUAUACUAUUGAGUUUGGUUUCAUCUGUGUGGAGAUUUAAUAAAAAUUCCUUUGAAAAACCAGGAAAGUUGUUUCUCUCAGUUAUAUCUUCUCAAUGUUCUUGUUGUCACUCAGUUUAUGAAAUUCUUGAGUUUUGGUA